AAACUUUUUUCAGCGCCCAGGGUUUCACAGUGAUGAGAGUGCCUUUAUCGAGAACGAAGAACUUGUUUCUAUUGUUUCCGGCAUGCUUUGCAUUUGCCUUAACAAUGCGCCGUACAGUAUUAAAACACGAUGUAGUAGUCAAUCGUUAUAGUUUAGCAGAGGCUACCCAAACUAGGGAUGCUUUAGCCAAGUGUCUCUACAAUGCUUUAUUCCAUUGGAUUGUUUUGAGGAUUAACCAUUCUCUCUUUCGGAAGGAAUCUGCUACGGCGAACAAAGCAAAUGGACUUUACAUUGGAAUUUUGGAUAUUUUUGGGUUUGAGGAUGUUGGGGGGAAUUGUAAUUCAUUUGAGCAAUUAUGCAUUAAUUAUGCUAAUGAAAGGCUGCAGGCCUAUUUUAAUCAACACAUUUUCCAAUUUGAACAGGAAAUUUAUAUGAAAGAGAAUAUUCGCUGGACACCUAUACAGUACACAGACAACACAGAAUGUGUUGAGAUGUUUUCUAGCAAGCCUUAUGGACUUCUUAGACUUGUGGAUGAGGAGAGUAAUAUUAACAAUGGUACUGAUCAGUCAAUGCUUGAAAAAUUAAAUACCUUCCUAAGAACAAAUGAGUAUUAUGAAGUUCCCCAUAAAAGAGAAGCUGCAUUUAUUAUUGCCCAUUAUGCCGGGAAAGUCAAAUAUCAAAUUUAUGGUUUUCGAGAGAAAAAUAAAGACUUAAUGCGGCAUGAUGUAAUGAACGUUCUUAAAGGAAGUAAAAGCGCUUUUGUUAGGGAAUUGGUUGGGGAAGAUCCUGUAGCUGUUUUUAGAUGGAGUUUGUUGCGCUGUACGGUGCGAGCAAUGUUCGCAUUUCGACAGGCUGGAAGGACAAAAUUAAGAGCAGGUAUUAUUCAAAAACUUGAGUUUGCUAGUUUUCAAGUUUUAAACACUCUUUCAAAUACCCUCUUAAAUAAUUACCCCCCCCCCAGCGAAUGUUGAAAUAUAUAAAGGAGAACAUUCGCUGGACACCUUGAAAAAUUAUACCCUCCCCACAAAUACCCUCCCCAAUACCCCAUCCGCCCAAUGGCCCCCCAAAACUCGAAUGACUCGAAUGAAAGCCUUUACCUCCUAUUACC
Meloidogyne enterolobii is the source of this 1108-nucleotide messenger RNA. Lineage: Eukaryota; Metazoa; Nematoda; Chromadorea; Rhabditida; Meloidogynidae. The record is from the annotation of a GenBank genome assembly.